Messenger RNA from Bicyclus anynana (squinting bush brown), 804 nucleotides. Its product is annotated as NADH dehydrogenase [ubiquinone] iron-sulfur protein 3, mitochondrial-like. Gene Ontology annotation, molecular function: NADH dehydrogenase (ubiquinone) activity. Lineage: Eukaryota; Metazoa; Arthropoda; Insecta; Lepidoptera; Nymphalidae. The record is from RefSeq and is a predicted model, not a curated record. The transcript has a single exon. Bases 1 to 804 code for a protein of 267 amino acids.
AUGAUUGCCGACUUAUUGAAAAAAGCCUCACAAUUUACUAAGAAUAUUUCUAAAAGAUAUAUCCACGCAAGCUGCUGUUUGAAAUGUGAAGAAAAAUCUACAGAUGUCCAAAUAGGUGAUCCGUUUUGUCUCAAACCCAUAGAAUAUGAGGGUCACACUUUGAGGAGACAUGAUAAUUUCAGGAGGCAGCGACUGUAUGAGUUUGGAUUGUACGUAGCGGCGUGCAUGCCGAAGUUUGUCCAAAAAAUCCAAAUGCAACAUAUAGACGAACUGGAGAUCCUAACAUCUCCGGAAGGACUAUUUCCCGUAUUGAGUUUUAUGAAGUAUCAUCAACACGCCUGUUUCAAUCAAUUAUCCCACGCCACUGCUAUGGACGUACCGAACAGGGAAUACAGAUUUGAACUCGCAUAUAAUAUUUUAAGCUUGAGAUUCGGCGAGAGAGCACGAGUCAAAAGUUAUACAGAUGAAGUAACUCCAGUACAUUCAGCUUACAGCCUAUGGGGGAACUGCAACUGGUUAGAAAGAGAGAUAUAUGAUAUGUUUGGAAUAAUAUUUACGAAUCAUCCAGAUUUGAGAAGGAUUUUAACUGAUUACGGUUUCGUGGGUCACCCUCUUAGAAAAGAUUUCCCUUUGACUGGAUACAUCGAAGUGAGAUAUGACGAUGCGUUGAAGAAAAUUGUCUACGAGCCCGUAGAAUUUUCUCAAGAAAUGCGCAAUUACCAACUACAUUCGCCGUGGAAUUAUUUAAGUAAUUUUCACGAGGGCUACAACAGCCCUGUUCCUGAAAAGAAAGAAGAAGGAUAA